This is a messenger RNA of Dromiciops gliroides (monito del monte), 1436 nucleotides long. It is a transcript of the gene MAL, whose product is annotated as mal, T cell differentiation protein. Gene Ontology annotation, cellular component: membrane. The record is from RefSeq and is a predicted model, not a curated record. Lineage: Eukaryota; Metazoa; Chordata; Mammalia; Microbiotheria; Microbiotheriidae. Gene Ontology annotation, molecular function: structural constituent of myelin sheath. Gene Ontology annotation, biological process: myelination. The transcript has 4 exons. Bases 355 to 837 code for a protein of 160 amino acids.
CCCGGGGCUCCCUGCUACAGGGCAGGUAUCUUAGCACCACCGGGGGGGGGGGGUCUCCGCUGGUAGGGUCAGCUGAGCCCCGCGGCACCAGAUGAAUUCCUUCUGGUGCUCGUCUCCAUCUUCAGGGAGGAAACACCUGCUGGGUGACUGAUUGAUUGAUGGGCCACACCUCCCGCCGGGGCGCCAGUCUCCUCCUUCUCCUUCCUUCCCCCCUCUUAAUCCUGGGAGCCCUGGGCCAGCGGGUCAGUUCGGAGUUCUCCGGCACAAGCGGAGAGAACGAGGACAGCCGGGCAGAGCCCCAAAGAAUAAGCGGCACCAGGCGCGGCGGGUGUUCCAACCUUGAAAGCGGCGACGAUGGCCCCUGCAGCGACUUCGGGAGGCGGCUCCCUGCCCAGCGGCUUCUCCGUUCUGGCCUCCUUCCCGGACCUGCUCUUCAUUUUUGAAUUUAUAUUUGGAGGCUUGGUCUGGAUUCUGGUGGCCUCUUCCAAAGUACCAUUCCCAAUGGUUCAGGGCUGGGUCAUGUUUGUGUCAGUGUUCUGCUUCGUGGCCACUACCAUCUUGUUCUUCCUCUACUUUGCCGGCGCUCAUGGUGGAGAUGCUUCCUGGAUCCCUUUGGACGUGUCCUAUCACUUGAUUGCAGCUCUCUUUUACCUGAGUGCUUCAGUCCUAGAAGCCUUUGCCACAAUUUCGAUAAAGGAGUAUCGGAAUUUUAGUUUAUAUAAUAUUACCUUUAAAGAUUAUCAAGAAAACGUCUCUGCAGUGGUAUUUGCAUAUGCUGCCACUCUGAUAUACGUGAUCCACGCAGUAUUUUCUUUAAUCAGAUGGAAGUCAUCAUAAAGUCCUAUGGAAGUUUACCCCAAAAUGCAGAAGGUGUUAACUGAUUGGCCAUCCUUACAGGGUAGCGUUUUAAAAGUCAGGGAUGCUCGAAUGGGGCUCUGUUCUCUUGUACAAAGCGGGGGGGGGGGGGUUUGGGGUGGAAACCUAUCUGUUUCUUGUUGGCGUUUGUCUUUACUGUCUCUCAUAACUAACUGCAUAGAGGGAUUCAGGGGAUUGCUGUGUUUAUUCCCAAGUAUUGACUGCUUUUUCUCAUCACAAUUUCCUAUUUGUGAGGGGCUGAACUCUGGGAGAAGGUAGAUGGCAAAAUAAGACUCCUCAGACCGCUUUGCUGCAUCCCAAGAACUAUGAAUGACAUUUCCCCAUGGCUACUUUUGACCUCACUCACUAUCCCAUGCAUGGUUUUAGAUCUUUAGGGGAUCUUGUAUGUGCUAGGCAUUCAAUUCUCCCAACAAAUUUUGACUGGAACCAACAGCAGAAGAUGAUGUAUCAGCCAUGGAAGGGGAGAUGAAACAACAUAGGUUUUGGGUGGCUACACAAGACAUACCAAGGAUACAGCCUCUAUGUUCUUCAGUUUCUUUUCUUUAUGAAAUAUUUUCAUA